AUGUAAGUAAAUACAAGAAUACAGAAUCCAACAAACUACUUUUUCAACCAAGCACCUAAAGAAGCUGAAGAUUAUUCAGAUAAAAUUAAUGAAUUCACAAAAAAGCUUAUUAAUACUGAUACCUGCGUUUUAUGCAAAUAAGAUUUCAACUUUACAACACAUCUUCCUAGAAUUUUGAUUCACUGCGGUCAUACUUUUUGCACCUAAUGCUUAAAAAAUUUCCACAAAAAUAACAGAGUUAGAUGUCCUAUGUGUCUUAAGUUAGUUAAAUAAAUUGAAACAAUUGAAAGACUUCCAGUUAAUCACACCAUCUUUCAUAAAUUAGCAGAUUAAUACAAUAAAAAAUGCGAACAAAAUGGCGAGGGUUAGAUUGAUGCAUAAGCUGUUUUAUACUAAUAAUUUGAAGCAAGUUAAAUGAUUGGAAAGCAAAAACAAUAGUCUUAUCAAUAAUAACCAUAUUAAUAUGAUUAACAAUAAUUUGUUGGACCUGAUGGUUUACCUUAAAAAAUGCCUGUCAGGAUUGAUGAAGAAUCUGGCUUAGAAUGGUGUGAAUAUCACUACGAUAGAAUUAAACAUUUCUUAUGUAUGUAUCACAAAGAAACUUGCUGCAGAGUAUGUGGUGAACUACUCCAUGCUAAGAGUGAAUGUUAGGUUAUGGAUCUAUAUGAAGUCGAAGAUAUGCAUGCUUUCUUAAAUGACUUUUACAAGAAAAAUAAUUUUUAUGAAUAAUAAGCUUUGAACUAAGAGCUUAUGGAAGCUACUUUGAAAAAUAAUGGGUAAAAUUAUGGAGCAGGUGAAGGAACUAAGCCUAUUCCUGGUGUUGAUCCCAAUUAACUUGUCGUUGGAGAUUACUCAUUUAAAGAGGAUGGAGAUGAUGAUGAGGAUGAAGGAGAGUAUGAAGAUGAUGAUGAAGCUGAAUUUGAAGAUGAAGGAGACUAUGAAGAUGAAGAAAGAAAUUGA
Messenger RNA from Tetrahymena thermophila SB210, 960 nucleotides. Its product is annotated as RING-type zinc-finger, LisH dimerization motif protein. Lineage: Eukaryota; Ciliophora; Oligohymenophorea; Hymenostomatida; Tetrahymenidae. The transcript has 2 exons. Gene Ontology annotation, molecular function: ubiquitin protein ligase activity. The record is from RefSeq and is a predicted model, not a curated record. Gene Ontology annotation, biological process: protein ubiquitination.